AUGGCUAGCCUUACCGAGUUCAAAUCGCAAAACUCGGACACAUAUCCAGACGACGACGACGCCUCGACUAUUAGCAAGGGAGAUGCUGCCGACGUGACCACGGCGCUCCUCCGUUCUGCAUCUCCUCUGGGGCAGCCAGAAAUUAGGAAAAGGUUCUGGUUCUCAAGGGGUGAAGUUGGCGACUCAGAGGCUGUUGCGACACAGCGGAGCAAUAUCGACCACGUCCAGAAUGGGAAAACCUCCAUCGAUUCAACCCCAAGGCCCGGUGGACAUGGGCUGAGGAGCGCCGUCUAG
Molecule: messenger RNA, 294 nt
Organism: Scedosporium apiospermum
Lineage: Eukaryota; Fungi; Ascomycota; Sordariomycetes; Microascales; Microascaceae
Exons: 3
Coding region: 1-294 (97 amino acids)
Source: RefSeq, a predicted model, not a curated record